AAAACUCUUAUGAAACAAAGUAGUUCAGUGGCAGAAAAGCAGGUACAGAGAAGACGAGAGGGAUCCGCACAUCUCAGCCACAAGCCCGGCUCGGCAGCACUUCGCCUUACGCUGAAACGAAGGGAAGAAAUGCUUCUUUCUUUGGGCUUGACAUAAACUUCACCUCCGGGGAGCCAGUACAAGAAUAACAAAAAAUGGCCCCAAACUCCAUCCACUGGUUCCGAAAGGGCCUGCGUCUCCAUGACAACCCGGCGCUACGUGAGGCGGUCAAAGGGGCGGGCACAGUUCGCUGUGUUUACUUCCUGGACCCGUGGUUCGCAGGCUCCUCCAACGUCGGAGUCAACAGGUGGCGGUUUCUCCUUCAGUGUUUAGAGGAUCUGGACGCCAGCCUUCGAAAGCUCAACUCUCGCCUUUUCGUCAUCAGAGGCCAACCAGCAAACGUGUUCCCACGACUCUUCAAGGAGUGGAAGAUCUCUCGGCUGACCUUUGAGUACGACUCAGAGCCUUUUGGGAAGGAGAGAGAUGCUGCCAUCAAGAAGCUAGCCAUGGAGGCAGGCGUGGAGGUCAUUGUCAAGAUAUCACACACCCUCUACGACCUGGACAAGAUUAUAGAGCUGAAUGGUGCGCAGCCUCCUCUCACCUACAAGCGUUUCCAGACCCUGAUCAGUCGACUCGAUCCUCCUGAGAUGCCUGUGGAGACGCUGUCGGACUCUUUCAUGGGCCGCUGUGUGACCCCCAUCUCUGAGGACCACGGCGACAAGUUCGGGGUCCCGUCCCUGGAGGAGCUGGGCUUUGACAUCGAGGGCCUGCCGACAGCUGUGUGGCCGGGAGGAGAGACGGAGGCUCUGACCAGGAUAGAGCGCCAUCUGGAGAGAAAAGCAUGGGUGGCUAAUUUCGAGCGCCCCAGGAUGAACGCCAACUCGCUGCUGGCCAGCCCGACAGGCCUCAGCCCGUACCUCCGCUUCGGCUGCCUCUCCUGUCGCCUUUUCUACUUCAAGCUCACUGACCUCUACCGAAAGGUGAAAAAGAACAGCUCCCCUCCGCUCUCUCUGUAUGGCCAGUUACUGUGGCGUGAGUUCUUCUACACCGCGGCGACCAACAACCCGCGUUUCGACAAGAUGGAGGGGAACCCGAUCUGCGUCCGCAUCCCCUGGGACAGAAACAUGGAAGCACUCGCCAAGUGGGCCGAAGCUAAGACUGGUUUCCCCUGGAUAGAUGCCAUCAUGACCCAGCUAAGGCAGGAGGGCUGGAUUCAUCACCUGGCCAGACACGCAGUGGCCUGCUUCCUCACCAGGGGCGACCUGUGGAUCAGCUGGGAGGAAGGGAUGAAGGUCUUUGAAGAGCUGCUUCUAGAUGCAGACUGGAGCGUGAACGCAGGCAGCUGGAUGUGGCUGUCCUGCAGUUCAUUCUUCCAGCAGUUUUUCCACUGCUACUGCCCCGUGGGCUUCGGCAGGCGCACCGACCCCAACGGGGACUUCAUUAGACGAUACUUACCUAUCCUCCGAGGUUUCCCCGCUAAGUACAUCUACGACCCGUGGAACGCUCCGGAGUCCGUGCAGGCGGCCGCCAAGUGUAUAAUCGGCGUUCAUUACCCGAAGCCCAUGGUGCACCACGCAGAGGCCAGCCGGCUCAACAUCGAGAGGAUGAAGCAGAUCUACCAGCAACUCAGCCGAUACAGGGGACUAGGCCUGCUGGCAUCAGUGCCAUCCACCAAUGGCAAUGGGAAUGGAGGAAUGAUGGCCUACUCUCCUGGAGAGCAGCAGCCAGGGACCAACAACAACAACAACAACUCACAUUUGCCUGGAGUGUCGGGGAGCUCUGUCGCAACAGGUAACGGCAGCGGGAGCAUCUUACUGAACUUUGACACCGAAGAACAGACCCAGUCGAGCAAUGCUGCGCAACAGCAACAACGACUGCAACCGCCACAGCAGCAGCAGCAGCAGCAGCAGCAGCAUGGAUACCACUCAGUGCCAGACGCCAGCCAGACCAUCACCAGCAGCUUACACUACCACGAGUUUGCUGUGCCUCAACACCCAGGACUGCUUCUGCACUCCAGAGGUAUCACAGGAAAGAGAGAGCGCGAGUCGGAACGUGACAGCUCGGGGGAGAAAGAUCCGGCGUCCUGCUCCAUCAACAAGAUGCAGAGGCAGAGUGCAGAGACCACCUAGAGCCGGCAGACCUGAGACCGUCUGAAUGCAUAUUAGGGGUCACAACUCGGCCAGUGGUGAGAGAGGGACUUCCUGACGUCGCCACCUGUCCUCCAAACACACACACCACUCCAGAAGUGACUGCCUCCUCUUCAAACACACCGUGGCGUCUCAGCCUGCUCCGUCUUUUACCCUCAGAAAAUCCCCACGGGUGUAAACACAAAGGUGAAAAUGUGAUUAGGGCCUCUGCGUCGCAGAUUCCUUUUCGUCCUGUGCAGACAGGCAUGACGGCCUCAGAGGAAUGUGCAAACAGACAGAAUGCCUCAAACUUACAGCUCGACACAUUCUUUGUGACUGCCAGCAGCCAGUAUAUACUGUAUGAACUCUUGAGCAGCUAUAAAUGUAAGUUGUUUUUUUUAAAAGCUGCAAACACAACUCUAACUACACUACAAGCUAACAUGCUGCAUCCCUGGAAAACACCAUCACCGCCGAACAUGCUGACGGCUCAGUCGCACUCUAGGAAAUAUGUUUGUGACAAAUGUAAUUUUUAGAAAAAAAAAAAGGUGUUUAUAUCGAUAUUUUUGUUUGUUCCUCGUUGUAAAAUUGUAAAUAAGGUUAAUUAGAUUUUUAAGCCAAUAUUUUAUCCCAGAAGAUAAGAAGUGUGCACAUCCAGACAUGAGGGACGAGUUUCUGUUUCCUCUUCAAGCGCGUCGUCUCAGCGAGUGUUUUCUCUGCUUCUGUCCGACUAGUCUGCUUGUAAAUACGAGCUUCUUCAGGCACGGGAGGUUCAGUUGGUGAGCGAGCCGCCUUUUUUUUUUUAUAACACAAAUCGGACUAUUAACUGUUGUUUUCAUGGGAGCGUUCACUGCCUGGUUAGCUUACGCGAUCACUUGAUUUGUAUCGGCAGCUAAAAAGCAGCGAUUCGUACAGAUUUUCUGAUUUUAUUUAAGAUGAUAUCAAGGAUAACAAACAGUCACAUCGG
Molecule: messenger RNA, 3129 nt
Organism: Acanthopagrus latus (yellowfin seabream)
Lineage: Eukaryota; Metazoa; Chordata; Actinopteri; Spariformes; Sparidae
Product: cryptochrome-1-like
Exons: 15
Coding region: 195-2168 (657 amino acids)
Biological process (GO): circadian regulation of gene expression; entrainment of circadian clock by photoperiod; negative regulation of DNA-templated transcription
Cellular component (GO): nucleus; cytoplasm
Molecular function (GO): FAD binding; DNA binding
Source: RefSeq, a predicted model, not a curated record